Drosophila hydei is the source of this 771-nucleotide messenger RNA. RefSeq lists its product as uncharacterized. Lineage: Eukaryota; Metazoa; Arthropoda; Insecta; Diptera; Drosophilidae. The coding region runs from base 138 to 677 and encodes 179 amino acids. The transcript has 2 exons. The record is from RefSeq and is a predicted model, not a curated record.
CAUAGCACAGUAAAACUUAGCAGACUUAAAGAAAAAAAUUGCCAAAUUUGAAAUUCUAAAAAUAUGUAAUACAAAAAACUGGAAAGAAAUACAGUCCUAAAAAUUCCGCCUACACAAUCCAUGGGCCUUUGCAGGCAAUGUCCUUUUCACACACACUAACACCCAAACAGCGCAGAGUGGCCAAUGGGAUUGUCGCCUCAAUUUGUCGUGGUAGCUAUGGCCAGGCGGUGCAGUUGUUAGAUGAUUCAAGCGGUGUUUUGCCCAGCGAGCAGGAGCAGUUGAUGCGUCAGCUGCUAGAACGUUUGCAGGGCAUGAGAAAACCGGACUCUUUAGUCGCUUGUGAGGAGCUAUUCAAUGAGCUACAGUUGCCCGAGCUGGAUGUCAGUGUUAUCAAUAGAAUGAACACGCAUUUACCACAAACAGUGCUGACCGAGAUUCACGAACAGAUGCACCUACUUACCUUCUUCGAUUUCUACAAGCAGUUGGAGCAUGUGCAGUGGGUCGAGCACACGAUCAUAUGGCACACGCUGGUCCUCUACGAACACUGCACCAAGUUGAAGGCAGCACAGAAGGCGCUCGACCAGAUGCAGUCGAUGUCUGUCCUGCAAAUUGAGCUGUAUAUCCUGUACGGAUUGCUGCUGCCCAUCAGCAUUUAUUUGGCAUCGUUCUUAUUUUGAGCGUAGUAAUAAACAUGUUUGCUUGUUCCCAUAGUUGGCAAAAAUACUUUCACUUGCCUCCCUCCCGUGCUUGGGCCAUGCAGACGUUUCAAUU